ACCUGUCGCUCGCUCGCUCUCCUGGCGAGAUCUCUCCAGCCUCCUUUCUCUUCUCCGAUAUCCAGCUAUGGAUCUGGUGGCCCCAAUCGCCGUGCUCCUCGUCGUCGCGGCGGUGACCUUGGGGACGGAGGCCUCGAUCCACGCCUAUGACCUCGAGCCCUUCAGGGAGGUAGGGAACACGCUCCUCCUCUCCGGCGGCAGCGAGGGCAUCGUCGCGUCCCGCCUCGACGCCCUUGGUCCCCUACGGAUCGGAGAUGGUCGGGCUUACAUCAAAUAAUAAAGACUUCUCAGAAUAUUGGUAACCUUGGAAAGGAUGUGAAGGUGGAUUAUUGAAACCUACAUCAAAUGCAUCAGCUUCAUCAGCAAUGUUUCUAGGUUCCAAACCCCACGACAGUAGUGGUCAUCUUCAUUUAGGAAGUGUUAAAUUCUCUUUUUCAGAAACGACAUGCAUACUUACUGCAUGGAUAUGACUCAAAAAGGAAACAUCAUGCUGCUGCAUGGUUGAACGAGACCUAGUGGUUGCUAGUGCUGGUGACGAUAAAAAGAUAUCACUUUGGAAUAAAAAUGGCCAAAGUAUGGGAUCCUUUCCUUCUCACGGCAGCGACCUUGCUGAUGACAUUGAGGAAUCGAAGACCCAGCUUCUCAUUUGGUGUCAUGCUAAAAAUAUUCAUUCUUGCUAUGUUGGGUAUAACAAUUCAGCAAAAUGUAUACUACGUUGGACUCCAUCUCAUUUCUCCAACUGUUGCCAGUGCCUUGGGCAAUGUCAUUCCUGCUUUUACUUUCUUAUUGGCAAUUGUACUGAGGAUGGAAAAGCUCAACUUGAAGACUGUAAGGCCAUCUUCUGCAUCACUGGUUCCCUGAUCUUCACAUUUUGGAAAGGUCAUUUUGUUGGGGGCCUUUGUUACUUCACCUAUGAUCCAACUUCAUUUCGAAAGUCCUGAGAAAGGCGAUGGCUAGCUUAAAGGCUCUGCUCUUAUGCUAUUCGGCUAUUUUGCAUGCAGUGUAUCACUUGUUCUUCAGGUAUUGCGUCAAUGGUGUCCCUUGUGUUGUCACAUGUAUCGCUUUUGAUGUAAAAAGAAUGUUUGAGUAUUUUAUGGAUAUUGUUGUAAGAAGAUUAUUUAUAUAAUUUGUGAAUAUUUGUGUA
Molecule: messenger RNA, 1144 nt
Organism: Zingiber officinale
Lineage: Eukaryota; Viridiplantae; Streptophyta; Magnoliopsida; Zingiberales; Zingiberaceae
Exons: 7
Coding region: 498-941 (147 amino acids)
Biological process (GO): regulation of microtubule nucleation; cell plate assembly; positive regulation of cytokinesis
Cellular component (GO): kinetochore microtubule
Molecular function (GO): gamma-tubulin complex binding
Source: RefSeq, a predicted model, not a curated record